UCCUCUGGACUGGGAUGGAGCCCCGCUCCAUUGUUUCUGUUUUUUCCCCCCUGAUACAAAGGUUUUUACUUGCACUUUGCCUGCUGUCUCUGCAUUUUGGGGUCCAGACCAACAACACAUACACCAAACGUCACAAAGACGCUGACCUCGCUAAAGCCCAUUGAGAAGUGCUAAUUUCUUAUUGAUAAGGAUCUUGUUGCUUCCUAUCCUGGUUAUAUUGGGUGUGGCAAAAUCUGAUGACGCCCUGACAGAUUUAGACAAUAUUGCUGGGAAGCUGGUUUUCUAUCAAAUGGACGGCAACGCCACCUAUGUGAGAAACACGGGAGAGCUGGCAUCCGACGUUCCCACAGAGACCAUGUUUGAACUUUCUGACCCGCAGCAGAACUUCAGCACUGCAAAGUUCAGCUACACCUGGGAUUUAGGAAAUGGAAAGGUGAUCCAAGGGAAUGAGCCUGUUGUCAGAUACCACUAUGCCUCGUCUGGAAACUACACGCUCCGGCUUAAAAUAGGAGUCAAUCUGACUAAAUACACUCCUCCUAUAACCGGGGUCUACACCAAGGACAUUCAAGUGCUUGAUGCAAUCAAAAGCAUUGAACUAAAGGGACCUUCUGAUUAUGAGGUCUCUCAAACCGCCGGCCUGGCUUUCCGUGUGGAUGGAAGUCCUCCUAUGUGGGUUUGUUGGCGUUUCCUUCUCAACUGCGUGCCCGACACGACGGGGGUCUGCACUCUGACGAUGCUGUACGAGAACAUCCUGUGGCUCAAUCACACCUUUACCUCGGCCGGCUUUCACUGCCUGGACAUCAGCGUGCGCAAUGACAUCAGCGAGCUGCAGACCUCCUUCAGCCUCUUUGUCAGGAAAACCAACAACACCAACAUGCUCUUCAUCCUGUCCUGCGCUGCUGUUCUUGUGGCAACAUUCUCCUUCAUCACUGUCAUCGCCUGCCACCCUCGAAACCACAGAUCUCAGAUUGCAGCUUCCACCAAUGCUUUGUUCCUGAAGAGUCAAGAGCCUGACAGCCACAGCAGAAUCGUAUUCAACGUGACCAGUGUUGACAAAGCUGAGAAAGAACCGCUUGUGUUACAGUAUGGAACACACUACUACUCCUAACCUUUAUGAUUUAUGAGCUCUUCUGGGGGGGUUACAGGAGUUUUUUUGAUACGUGUACAUAGUAGAAUUCACUCAUGUAGUGGUAAUUGUGCACACAUUCUUGUAUGUAUAAAUAUAUUCCUUGCUGUUUGAAUGUAACAUUCAGUUAUAUGUUAAGUAAGCUGGCAGGUCAUGCACAUUCUGUAUUUUUCAUGUGUGGCCACAAUCCAGUUGUGCCCCCCACUGUUUGCCUCAUUUAUUAUUAACUUUAUUAAAGGUCAUAUCAUAAUACCCACUGUUAGUUAGAGCACAGUGAAGAUUGAUCAGUGCAACCUUCUAUUAAUGUCUGCCUUACAUCCAAAGUAUUUAUUAAAGAACGUGAUUUCCGUAGAGUUGAUGAACAUGAUCAAUAAGGUUACUAUAGCAAAACAAUCAGAGCAUAAAUAAUGUUUUGUUUGUUAAAUAUAGUAUAACAGUGUGUGCCAUAAUAUGUCACUUGAGGACACCUCGCCAGCUGGGAUGAAGGAUUGUCUGUUGUCUGUGCGUUAAUAAUUGUGACAUUCCAAAUGAAUGUGUCCUGACACAAGCACAGUUGGGGAGCUGGUGGUUGCUAUGGUGACGACCGCCAUCAACCUUGACCUCGGACUGCGCUCACACGUUUUACCUUUCUUGAACCUGAUAUGAUACGAUUGCU
Entelurus aequoreus (snake pipefish) is the source of this 1781-nucleotide messenger RNA. It is a transcript of the gene tmem130, whose product is annotated as transmembrane protein 130. The transcript is spliced from 8 exons. Bases 290 to 1108 code for a protein of 272 amino acids. The record is from RefSeq and is a predicted model, not a curated record. NCBI's taxonomy places the organism in Eukaryota, Metazoa, Chordata, Actinopteri, Syngnathiformes, Syngnathidae.